AUGAUAGAAGAGGUCUGCUGUACUGUUGUGCAUCGUUUGAUGAGUGGUGACAAAGGUGAUUCAUUUUGGAUGUGGUAUCUGAUGACAGAUGCGUCAUGUUCAGAAGAAAAAAAAGCAAAUGCCGUACGACACAAUCUCUCGUUGCACAAAUGUUUCGCACGAGUCGAACAAAAUGUGAAGGGCGCAGUUUGGACGGUCGACGACUCGGAAUUCUAUCGUCGUCGUUCGCAGCGAGCACAAGCCUCCAGAAAUGCGUCUUCAUCAAGCACCAACACCAAACUCGACAACCCUCUGAAUCUUCUGUCGACCGCUGCAGCGUCAGCUGCCAGUAUGGUUGUGCCGAUGAGCACUACUGAAGAUUUGUUGAAUCACGAGAGCUUACUGAUGGAGAUGGACGACAAUGCGACGAAUCAUUUGGAUUCCAUGGGUGUUCUUGCAUCCAACGCUUCGGAUGAUUCCGAUAUGGGAACAACGAGGUUGUUGUACGCUCCAUCGGAUGGCUCGUUUCUGACCACUCACGACAAUAAUAACAGUAAUGACGCGACAAUUAAGAACGAAACUGCGUCAAUGCUUGAUGGUGUAUCGUCACCACCGUUGCACGAUCUGAAGUGUGAUGUGUCACGUAAAUCAUUGGAUAUGUUCAUAAAAGAAGAAGAAACAAGCCCUAAAUUGGUUGUUGAUGAAGGCUGUUAG
Messenger RNA from Anisakis simplex (herring worm), 693 nucleotides. The record is from the annotation of a GenBank genome assembly. NCBI's taxonomy places the organism in Eukaryota, Metazoa, Nematoda, Chromadorea, Rhabditida, Anisakidae.